UCGGUCAUUCUAUAACUUGGUUUCUGUGUUUUUGCUUGUAGAAAUGUUCUGUUGUAUUUUACCCGCACAUUUUAGAGUUUAACAAAAGAUGUCUUCCGUUCGUAUUUUUGUCAGAAAAAAGUUGUAAUUUCGGGCUGAUGUAACCUGAGCUUUUGACACAGUCACAUAUCGCACUAUGCCAACCAGUUUGCAGAUGUGGGUUGGAGAGAAGACCAUGUACGCGAUGUGACGUACUAUUCAACGUAACACUGGAAGGGGAACCUCCGGGUCUUUAGUUCGCGCGCCGUUGUUUCUUACAGCACAACAACGAUGGAACUACUGCUCUAACACAUUAUGAAACAUUUGUAUGAACCAGUGGAGUUGAAGACAAUGUACGGAUAAACACUAACCAUGUAGCUGGCAAGAGUAGUUGGUUGCCAAUGGAUACAGGGGCAAAACCAUUCGUCGCCCCUGGGCGAGAAAAGCGGGACCCCUCUGUUGGCGUGGUGAUGUCAGAUAGUCUGUCUCUACCCUCUUACAAAGACUACCCGGCAGGGAGCCCCUUCAUCAAAACCACCCUACCCUCAUGUUGCAACACACAUGUAUCCCACCAGACACUGCCCAGCAAGGCCUUCCCAGAAAGCAGCAGUGCAGCGAUCCUGUCUGCUCUGAUGAACCUGCAGGAGAAGAUCAGGAGGCUAGAGUUGGAGAGAGGCAGAGCGGAGCGGAGCCUACACAGCCUGGAGACGUCACGCACACGCACUGACCUAAAGAGUGACACGCACACUCUAACAGAUUCACGUGGACACUCAGACACGCGCACGGACACGCACAAACACACCGAUGCGCACGCUCGGAGAGAAACCGCAGAGACCAGCGACCAGUCAGAACCCAACCAAGUGUUAGUGAUCCAGUUGGCUGCGGCCGAGUCUCGCUGUAAGCUGUUGGAGAGACAGCUGGACUACAUGAGGAAGACAGUCCGCAACGCCGAAGCCGACAGAACCGCCCUGCUAAAAAGACAGGUUUCCUUGGAGACGAUCAGGUCAGCUGACCAGUCCCACCAGGCCCAGGUGGAGAAGCUGGAUUUACUGGAGCAAGAAUACCAGAGACUGACCUGCACACAGAACCAUGCAGAGAGAAAAAUCCGUGAGUUGGAGUUGAAACUGCUGGAAGAAGAACACCAGAGAAAACUGGUUCAGAACAAAGCCAACCAGUUACAGACGGGUCUGGAGGCCAGUCGCAUCCUGAUUCAGUCCGUGUCACCCCGCCCUCCCAAAGCCAGAAGUAGAAGCAGAGAGAGGAAACCUGUCUCUAAGGCUCUGCAGCAGCCGUCACCUACGCAGCCACACUACCGACUGAGUCUAGGAGACGUGCCGUUUGUGGCAGGGAAGUCAGUAGGAUGCAGCCACUCUGUCAGGGCCAAUGUCCAGUCAGUGCUCUCUCUGCUGAAGCAGCACCAGCCCCAGCUGUGUAACGCCCGUGUCCUCUCUCACGCCCCUCUGGCCCUGCCAGCUAAUGGCAGCCAUUCAGUCAGUGGCUCCUCCUCUUCCUGUGGGGAAGAGCUGUCCGACCUCCUACUAGCCCUUCAGGAUGAACUGGGACACAUGAGCCUUGAGCAGCAAGAGCUUGUGAGGCAGGUUGAUUCAUGUGUUAGUGAGCAGGAGAGGAGGGAGCUGGAGAGAGAACAAGAGAUUCUACUCAGGAGGAUGGAGAGGAAAGGAGAGCAGAUCAGCAAGUUACGCAGGCACCAAGCACAGGUGAAGAGGCUGACAAGAGAGAUUCAUGGUCAGAAGCAAGGUGGAAGAGGGGAGAUUGAAGUGACCACCACAGUGACCACGCGUGGUCGCGCCGCUGGAACAGUCAAGGUUCGACCGGGCGACCGCAGUAGAAACAGUCUACAACUGCUCAAAGACAUGAGGACACUUCAGACCUCACUACGCCCUGACCAACCACAAUGGAACUAUUGAACACAACAGGACCCUGCCAUAACCUGCACGUCUCUGAUUUCCGUCUAUUGGUGAAAACAAAUGAAGCCAGACGUACUACAGACUGAGGAUGUCAUUAAUGAAUAACGUCCAGGGGCACUGUGGGUAGGGAAGUGUGUGAUAAUGUAUUAAUGACGGAGAGCAUCAUAAGAAAUGACAAACUAUAGAUGCUCUUCCAAGAGAGUACAGCUGACAGAAAUAGACUCUGAGUUGUGUGGUUGUGUGUAUUUAAUAGCGUGCAGUGACUCACUGAGAUGGAGAACACACAUUGUGUAAGUUGAGGACCACAACUUUUUUUGUGGUCUUCAAGUUGUGAGGGGAGGACGGCUCCUAAUGACAGCUGGAAUAUAGUAAAUGGAAUGUUUCCAUGUGUGUAAAAACGAUGUUUGAUACUUUGAGCACACCCUCCCUAAUAAAGUUGUCACCAGCCACCUGUGAUAACAGGGGAGUGUGUUGCUGGGAGCUGGGCAGCCAUAGGAUUUCCCUAAAGGUGCUGUAUGUGUUGUGUCUGUGUAUCUACUUUUGGCUUAUGUUAUUUACUCUGACCAACAUUUGACCUUUUUUAGGCUACUGCUUGUGGGAAUCAAGUUGUGUAUCAAAUGUUCUGAAAUAAAGUAUUUAUUUUUGGGU
This is a messenger RNA of Esox lucius (northern pike), 2594 nucleotides long. RefSeq names its product centrosomal protein 57 (gene cep57). Lineage: Eukaryota; Metazoa; Chordata; Actinopteri; Esociformes; Esocidae. Gene Ontology annotation, cellular component: centrosome. The record is from RefSeq and is a predicted model, not a curated record. The coding region runs from base 420 to 1946 and encodes 508 amino acids. Gene Ontology annotation, molecular function: identical protein binding; microtubule binding; gamma-tubulin binding. The transcript has 11 exons.